AUGCAAUUCUCUACCCUUCUCAUUUCAACUGCAGCCCUUCUCCCAUCUGCCCUCGCUUGUUUAAACGUCAACAUAACCUAUACUCUCCAAACCGCCAGCAGCGAAAGCAACAUCUAUGCACAAUUCCUAGACAACGGACGAGUAACCUGCUACUACAACCAACCCAACCCAGCCACCGGAGCUAAGAUAGUUUACGCUCUCAACAACAACCCUAACAAUGUCGCCGUCGUCAACGACACAUAUCAACAAUGUGUAGCAGGAUACUGGGCCACUUUCCAGGUCGAUCUCUCGGAUACUAAGGAUAAGAAGGGCAAUAAUAAGAUUGAGAGUUAUAGCUAUUUGGAUCAACAUGGUCAGGCUCAAUCGUAUACGGGAAUUAGUCUCGGCUCGAGAAUUACAACUGCGGCUGCGGGGAAUAAUCCUGAGGUUUGGACUUGGUUGGCUAAUCCUUUUUGUUAA
Sclerotinia sclerotiorum 1980 UF-70 is the source of this 459-nucleotide messenger RNA. RefSeq lists its product with no specific name. The coding region runs from base 1 to 459 and encodes 152 amino acids. The transcript has a single exon. The record is from RefSeq and is a predicted model, not a curated record. Lineage: Eukaryota; Fungi; Ascomycota; Leotiomycetes; Helotiales; Sclerotiniaceae.